Messenger RNA from Babesia microti strain RI, 822 nucleotides. RefSeq names its product RRS1, regulator of ribosome biosynthesis. The transcript has 5 exons. Gene Ontology annotation, cellular component: preribosome, large subunit precursor; nucleus; nucleolus. Gene Ontology annotation, biological process: ribosome biogenesis; ribosomal large subunit export from nucleus; ribosomal large subunit biogenesis. Bases 1 to 822 code for a protein of 273 amino acids. Gene Ontology annotation, molecular function: protein binding. Lineage: Eukaryota; Apicomplexa; Aconoidasida; Piroplasmida; Babesiidae. The record is from RefSeq and is a predicted model, not a curated record.
AUGGAUCUUGAUGAACCGAACACUAAUGACUCUGGUGAUGUGGUUCGUAAGGUUGACAAUUUGGAAUAUUGUCUGCUGAAUCUUAUAGCACAAGACAUCACACCAAUCGAGGAUUUGGAUCAGUUGCAUAGUAUUUCAGAGAAUAAUGUACAAUUGUUCAUAGACCGCCUUUUUGCGCUGCAAAAAUCGUCCGACUCGGACGGAGUUUAUGUAAAACUCCCUGCUAAACCGGUAUUCCAAUUUCCAAGAGUAACACCGCUUCCUAAACCUAAACCUAAAACUAGAUGGCAAAUGUUUGCAGAAUCAAAAGGGAUAAAGAAGCUGAAGCGUAGUCGUUUGGUUUGGGACGAGUCGGUGAAGGAUUGGGUCCCGCGCUGGGGUUACAAAUCUUUUAAAAAAGGACUAAUGGCUAAUCCGCCCAUUUACGAGAUUAAAGAGACACAAGACGACACUACGAAUAUGUUUGAGGUAGAAACUAAGAAAAGAAAACUAGCCAAGCUUAAGAAUAAAUAUCGUGAAUUGAGAAACAAAAUGGAAGCUAAUGGCCAAAAAUUCGGCGUUGCCAAAGACGAAGACACGAUAAAUCCUGCAAAUCCAGAGUUAUUACAGGGGAAGAAGGGCAAAAACGGUAGAACUGGUAUACAAAAAAUACUAUCUAUUUCUCAAAAAUCUGAUCGUUCCUGCGGUAAACAUUCAAACAAAGUUAAAGGGGAAAAGGUGGUUAGGAGUAGGGCACUGGGUAAACCAAAAGUACAAUCUUUGCAAAACGAAUAUUCCAACUAUAAUAAGAUAAUCUCAAAAGUCUUAAAGCAACAGACUUAA